AUGUGCUUGCCUAUUUUCGACAUCCCCAUUGCACAGUGCACGCUGUCUCGAUUUCGCGUCGGUGGUUCUCCAGCAGGCAGAACCGGUAUUUGUGGCGAUGGGGUGCCAGCCACGGGAAUGGUGCGCCGGAAUCUUCGGAACCUCAGUUGGUCGAGGAGGCCCGUGGUGUCACAGCUGCUUCGUGCGGCCCAUCCCACUCAGCUUUCGUCAUGGACGGCAGGCUCUACACGUACGGCUCCAACCGUCAUGGGAAGAAAUUCCCAGGGUCAGGCCCCGGAUGGUCACCAGCCCUUUCCACAGUCCAUCUCUUUGGGAGGCAACCACUCCGCUGUCAUCACGGAAGGCGGCGUGCUCUGGACCUGGGGAUACGGUGGCAGCUUCUGGUACGGCGGUGGCGCCCUAGGUCUUGGCAAACGCUCGGAGGUCGACAGCCCCGAGAUGGUCAUGAGCUUCGUCAACCACGGGAUGGAAGUCGAGCAGGUACCUGCACCCUUUCCGAGACUGGUUGCCUCUAUGCAGAUGAAUGCAAUGCACAACGCAGCCGGGCUGGAUGACACGGCAAUUGAAGCAACAGCAAAUCAAUUGGACAUGAAACACACUGGCAGCGCAAGUAACCAUCGCUGGAGAUGGAUUCAGAAUGGCAGAACCUAUCUCGCAGACAGCCGACUCUCUUGGGGUAUGGCGGUGGUCCGAGGAGAGAUGAAGCGUUUGGCCCCUGCGCAAAUCUUCGAUUUGAUGGGGCAACUGAGUACCGACGAGAACGGGACUCUGCAAGCGCCUUCAAUCGCCAAUGCUGCCGUAGAGACGACUCGAAUCACCGUCCCUAGCUUCCAAACAACCCUUUCCCCGCAGCAACCUUCUGCCACAUCAAUCUCGGCAUCCCCAUCAAGCACAAGCAUCAUACUGGUGCCUACAACCAACCCCACCUCCACCACAUCCACGCCUGUGCCGGUAUCCAAACCAGCGCUCUCCAACGACAUGCCUUCUGUGUUUUUCCUGGCUGAUCAGCAAAGUUUGCUUCGCAGCAACACCAAGUGCCCGCCAGAAGUUCGUGUCAGCGAGUGGAACGGGAGAAUUGGCAACCAUUUCUUUCAGGUGAGCCAAGCCAUUGUAGCAGCCCUUUUCUGCCACAUUACGCGUGUCAAAUUUCCUCCACAUAUCAGCACACGCUACCAGCAGCAGGAUGGUUUGCUGGACAUGCCUGAAGAGCUUACCUUGCCGGGGGUCGACCGCCAUGAAGAGUUGAAAGUUCCAAACAGCUGUCCCAAGCAGCUAACUCACAAGUGGUAUCACCAGCAUUGCCAGAUGGUACCCGCAUGGCACCACCAGCAGGUAAUGCACAAAUUUCUUUGGCCAUACCUGGGUCAGAACCUUACAGACCUGGUGCAUUCACCGCAGGAAUCUGCAGCCGACGGUGUUCUGACAAUCCAUUUGCGUGCUGAUGAUAUUCGACAGUAUGGCAGGUAUGAGUGGGCCCAGCCACCCUGCAGCAUGUAUCAGAAAAUCAUUUCCGAUUAUGGUUACAAGACCUUGAUGGUCGUAGCAAAGAGCAAUCCUGUGACGCGGCGCUCGGAUGCUGCUUGUGACAGCUGGCUGGUGGACUAUGGGCGUUUACAUGGCAUCAAAAUUCUCCGGCCAAAGGAUAUAUCCUUGGCUGGCGAUUUGGCGACAAUGAUUCGUGCGAAGAAUUUCGUGCUGUCCUUCUCCAGCUUUUCCUUGUCGACCGCGCUGCUCAGCAACGACCUCCAGGAGGUGGGCACGAGCUUUGGAUCUAGCUAUCCAGCUUCUCAAUCCGCACAUCCGCUGGUGAUGUACCGUCGGCGUGACGCGAAAUGGCAUAGCAUAUUGCACGCCAUCGUGAACUGCAAUGUGUGGACAGGCGUCACCCUGUACGAGUACAACACAAGCCUGCAAGAAGAACGGAAAGGUUCGCCAAGCGAGUGGUUGAAGACCUUCCCCUUAGAUCAAAUCACUGGGCCUUUCACUUGUCAAUACGGCAGUGAUAUCCAGCCAGAGAUAUAA
Messenger RNA from Symbiodinium necroappetens, 2022 nucleotides. NCBI's taxonomy places the organism in Eukaryota, Dinophyceae, Suessiales, Symbiodiniaceae. The record is from the annotation of a GenBank genome assembly.